Condylura cristata (star-nosed mole) is the source of this 1413-nucleotide messenger RNA. RefSeq names its product chymotrypsinogen 2. Gene Ontology annotation, molecular function: serine-type endopeptidase activity. The coding region runs from base 1 to 1413 and encodes 470 amino acids. The record is from RefSeq and is a predicted model, not a curated record. Gene Ontology annotation, biological process: proteolysis. NCBI's taxonomy places the organism in Eukaryota, Metazoa, Chordata, Mammalia, Eulipotyphla, Talpidae. The transcript is spliced from 11 exons.
AUGGCCUUCCUCUGGCUCGUCUCCUGCUUCGCCCUCUUGAGCACAGCCUUCGGGUGCGGGGUCCCCGCCAUCCACCCCGUGCUCAGCGGCCUGUCCAGGAUCGUCAAUGGCGAGGACGCCGUCCCUGGCUCCUGGCCCUGGCAGGUGUCCCUGCAGGUUUUCAAGAACCCCAAGUUCAACAUGCUGACCGUGCGCAACGACAUCACCCUGCUGAAGCUGGCCACCCCCGCCCGCUUCUCCGAGACCGUGUCCGCCGUGUGUCUGCCCAGCGAGGCCGACGACUUCCCCGCCGGCUCCCUGUGCGCCACCACCGGCUGGGGCAAGACCAAGUACAACGGUGAGCGUGAGCGUGAGCGUGAGCGUGAGCGUGAGCGUGAGCGUGAGCGUGACGUGAGCGUGAGCGUGAGCGUGAGCGUGAGCGUGAGCGUGGCUGCGGCAGCGGGCGCUGUGGGCGGGCUCUGCGCUGGGCGUGGCCCAGCCAUCAAGACCCCCGAGAAGCUGCAGCAGGCCACCCUGCCCCUCCUGUCCAACGCUGACUGCAAGAAGUUCUGGGGUAACAAGAUCACCGACGUGAUGGUCUGCGCCGGGGCCAGCGGCGUGUCCUCCUGCAUGUUGCCACCCCGGGAGCUGCUGAGGAUCCUGACCCCUGACCCCGCAAACGUGUCCCGCACCUGGUGCGGGGUCCCCGCCAUCCACCCCGUGCUCAGCGGCCUGUCCAGGAUCGUCAAUGGCGAGGACGCCGUCCCUGGCUCCUGGCCCUGGCAGGUGUCCCUGCAGGACAGCACCGGCUUCCACUUCUGCGGGGGCUCCCUGAUCAGCGAGGACUGGGUGGUCACCGCCGCCCACUGUGGGGUCAGAACCUCCCACCGCGUGGUGGCCGGAGAGUUUGACCAGGGCUCAAAUGCUGAGAACAUCCAGGUGCUGCAGAUUGCCCAGGUUUUCAAGAACCCCAAGUUUAGCAUGUUCACCAUCAACAACGACAUCACCCUGCUGAAGCUGGCCACCCCCGCCCGCUUCUCCGAGACCGUGUCUGCCGUGUGUCUGCCCAACGAGGCCGACGACUUCCCCGCCGGCUCCCUGUGCGCCACCACCGGCUGGGGCCUGACCAAGCACACCAAUGCCAACACCCCCGAGAAGCUGCAGCAGGCCACCCUGCCCCUCCUGUCCAACGCUGAGUGCAAGAAGUUCUGGGGCAACAAGAUCACCGACCUCAUGGUCUGCGCCGGGGCCAGCGGUGUCUCCUCCUGCAUGGGCGACUCUGGCGGCCCCCUGGUGUGCCAGAAGGACGGAGCCUGGACCCUGGUGGGCAUCGUGUCCUGGGGCAGCGGCACCUGCUCCACCUCCAGCCCCGGCGUGUACGCCCGCGUCACCGAGCUCAUGCCCUGGGUGCGGGGCAUCCUGGCUGCCAACUGA